GGGGACGAUGUUGUAGAGUGGAGUAGUGUGCCGCUUCGAGUUCAACAAUCUCAGUGCGUUCUGCCGUUCGUUGGAUCGCUCGUUCGAUUGUUCGUUUUCACAGAUCGGUUUUCAUAUCAUAGUGUGUGCGAAUUCGUUGCGUUGCGCGUUGUCGACAACGUUCAAAUUGCCAGUUCGCCAUUGUCUGCGCCACAGUUGUUGCCAUCUUGUUCCGUCGCAGUGGUCGCGCUCGCGCUGCCGGUUUCAGUCCUUGUUUCCCAUACCGCCGUUCCGCCGUAGUUCCGCCUCUGGUUGUUGCUGGUGUCAUUUCGUCGUUUGUUUGUUUGCAUUUGUGGAGUGAACUAUCGCGCCGCAAGUGAUAUACAACGAAGGCAAAAGACUGCAAAGCAAUAAAGCAAUAAAGCAGAAAAAGAAUCAAGAACUCUGCAAGACAACAACACCUCACACACACGCAUAUUGCAACUAUAUUCCACCAGUUUCAACUGAAAAGCGCUCCACCAAGUCAACAGUGCAGUUGCAAUAUAAGCAGCGAUAAGCAGCAAAAACAACAACAACAACAACUAUCCACAGUGCAGUUGAGCCAUCCCAAGGCAGCGGUCAGCAAUUAUUACAAUUGCCCAGUCAGCCGCCGUAGCGAACGUCUGGCGCUCGUCAAUGUCCAUCACGCGCAUUAGCGGCUUAGUAAAUAAUUAGCCAAAGCCAAAGCAAUAGUGAGCAAGCGGGUCAGUGUCAGUGGCGAUUGUUGAUUGUCAUCUUACAACAACAACAACAACAGUAACAACAGUAGCAGCAUCAACAGCAUCCGUAACAACACCAAGAGCCAAAGUGCAGAACAAACAAACAAACGGACAAACAAACAGAUAACAAUAACAAAGUACAGCAAAAUGUUGAAAACAAAAACGAACGAUGAUAAAGUGGAUACAUUGCUGACCAAGGGUCUGGUGCCGAUAAUUGAUCUCGCACAUUGCGGUAAGCGUUAUAUAUGGACCGAGGAGGCGCCCGUGCGUUCAGUUGUGAAUCGUGUUGGACAUCAGUUACAAAAAUGCAUGAAUGAGAAGGGUCUAUGCUUGCUUGUAAAUCAUGGUAUUUCCGAUGAAAAGUUGAAAACCGCUUGGGAUCAUCUAGAUGAUUUUGUUGACCUACCUAGUGACGUGAGGGAGCUGUACAUACGCACCGGAGAUGAUAAUCAUGGUUACGUGCGUCCUGGUGUUGAGCGUUUCAAUGGCAAAACGCCCGAAUUACGUCACGCUUUCAACAUUUGCACAUUGAAUGCAAAAAAUCUACCUGAGGAGCCCUUGCCCGGCUUUGCGGAACACAUAUCUUCAUUGGCACAGGAUUUCAAAGCGCUUUCGCGCUUCAUUCUCCAAGCACUUGCCGUCUCCCUCGACAUACCACAGUCGUUCUUCCUCGAGAAACACUCACACAUGUUGUCUGGUGAUCACGACAAUGAGUCCACUCUGCGCUUGCUGUAUUACCCACCCAUCAUCGAGGACACAGAUGACAAGAAUGACUUUGUCAAAGGCAGUUGCAUUUACAGCUACCAGCGCUGCUUGUCAGAUAAGCCUGAUUUCCGGCCCGAAACAAAUCCGCGUGAUGAAAUCAACGAAGUGGAUGGCAAUGAAGAGAACAAGAGCACCACCGAACGCCAAUUGCCUAAUGGCGAGAUGAUACGCUGUGGUGCGCACACAGAUUACGGUACAUUUACAUUAUUGGCACAAGACUCCGAGGGUGGACUGGAGGUGAAACUGCCCGGUAGUGAAAAGUGGCAACGUGUUGGACACUUGCCUGGUGCCAUACUGAUAAACUGCGGUGAAAUCUUAUCCAUAUGGACAAAGGAAAAAUAUCCCGCAUUGCCCCACCGUGUUGUGAUACCAGAGCAACAGCAUAUACGUACGCGAGGACGCCACUCAAUAGCAUUCUUCUGCCAUCCAGAUAACCUGACUAUGAUAUCACCAAAUGAUCUGCCCAACACCGACGCCGGCACAGACACAGUCGACAAGAAACCGCGCAAAAAGUCAUUCAAAGCGGCGAAAGAGAAGGUCUACAACGCUUACCAGUUGAUCCAGAAGAGAUUCCGAGAGACGUAUGGACAGCAAAACUCGCACUGAUCACACACUUUAGCUCCUAGCUCAUUGAUCCAUACUACAACUUACCUUCAAGCAUUGAUUAUUUAGCACAUAACUACCGUUAGGUGAAUAAAUAUUGCGCUGCAGUGUUCCAGUUGUAAUAACUCUAUACAUAAACGGAAGACAGCACUACCGGUACCCCUGAUUUGAGUAAUCUGACUUUGGUGGUUUCAAAGAACACGACGAGUUCCCCAAAUGAAGUACAGUUGUGCUGGUUUUUCAUUAAGUUUCAUUUAACUCAUUCAUGUUGUAUUUAUAUUUGUAUGUCAGACAUAAUUUGUAUUCGUAUUUUUAUUUAUACAUAUUUUAAUAGAAUUUUAUCCUAGUUGUACAUAUUACUAUAUACACCUUGGUACA
Zeugodacus cucurbitae (melon fly) is the source of this 2483-nucleotide messenger RNA. RefSeq names its product 1-aminocyclopropane-1-carboxylate oxidase. Gene Ontology annotation, molecular function: dioxygenase activity. The transcript has 7 exons. Bases 885 to 2108 code for a protein of 407 amino acids. NCBI's taxonomy places the organism in Eukaryota, Metazoa, Arthropoda, Insecta, Diptera, Tephritidae. The record is from RefSeq and is a predicted model, not a curated record.